AAUGCUUGUGUUCAGAGUAGUGACAAAAUUGCCUUUUGUGGUUAUACAGCACCAGACACUACAGGUGUGUGCAGUAUUACUUCUGAAUCAGGUUUUAGACUGUGAGGUAAUACAUUUAGGACACUAGAGGUAACUCACAUAGUGGAUAUUUGUAAGUGGUCAUAACUGCAUUUGGUUAAAGUUCUAAUCCUAUCAUUGAGUGCUUAGGUUAUAUAUUUUGCUAUCUUAAGUAUGUCAGAUUCUCUGCUGUUUGAUCUGAGGAGAAGUUAAAUAGUCAACAGGACUUCAACUACCUGAGCCAAAAUAGUCUAAGUGGAAUUUUAGACAUUGUCUAAAGGGGUUGACUAUUAACAUCAGCAGCAGACAAGAAUUUCAUCUGGAUCACAAGAUAAAGUUUCAGUUCUUGCUUCAGGGCCAGAAAUGUCUGAACCUCAAUUGCCUGUGGCACCUGUGGUAAUGUCAAAGUUAUCUGCGAAAGCACCUGAGUUCUAUCCAUCAGGAUACAACCAGAACUUGAAUCAGAAUUUUGCGGAUUCUUCCUUUGAAGAUAGAUAUGACGGCUAUGUAACUUUGGCAGAAUAUGUACAAGACUUUCUGAAUCACCUCACCGAGCAACCAGGUUGUUUUGAAACUGAAAUAGAGCAAUUUGCUGAAACACUGAAUGGCUGGAUCACUACAGAUGAAGCUUUGCAAGAAAUUGUUGAACUCAUCUAUCAGCAGGCCACAUCUGUCCCAAACUUUUCUUACAUGGGAGCACGGUUGUGUAACUAUCUGUCUCACCAUCUCACCAUUAGUCCACAAAGUGGGAACUUCCGACAGCUGUUACUUCAAAGAUGUCGAACGGAGUAUGAAAACAGAGAUGAAGCUACCAAAGGCGAUGAGACUACUCAAAAACAAUUUCAUGCUUUUGUGUUGUUCUUAGCUGAACUUUACCUUAACCUAGAGAUUAAAGGAACAAAGGGACAGGUAAUGAGAGCGGAAGUUCUUCAAGAAGGCCUUCGGGAAUUACUAAAUGCACUCUUUUCUAAUCCUGUGGACAGUAAUUUGAUAUGUGCAGUGAAACUGCUGAAGUUGACAGGCUCAGUUUUAGAAGAUGCCUGGAAAGAAAAAGGAAAGAAUGAUAUGAAUGAAAUGAUUCAGAGAAUUGAAAAUGUUGUGUUGGAUGCAAACUGUAGCAGAGAUGUGAAACACAUGCUUCUGAAACUAGUAGAGCUGCGAGCAAGUAACUGGGGUAGAGUGCAUGGAACUUCUUCACACACAGAAGCUACCCCUGAAAAUGAUCCAAACUAUUUUAUGAAUGAGCCAACGUUUUACACUUCUGAUGGUGUUCCGUUCACUGCAGCAGAUCCGGAUUACCAAGAAAAAUACCAAGAGCUGCUUGAAAGAGAGGAUUUGUUUCCAGAUUACGAAGAAAAUGGAACUGAUCUAUCAGGACCUGGGGAUCCGUAUUUUGAUGACAUUGAUGAUGAGAUGGAUCCAGAAAUUGAAGAAGCAUUUGAAAAGUUUUGUCUAGAAUCAGAACAUAAGAGAAAACAGUGAUAUGUUACACACUAGUGUCGGUUUAUUAAGCCAGUUUAGAUAUGGUUAGAACACAUGGGGACACAAAACAUUUGUACCAAAAUAAGAAACUUGACUUUCUCCAAGUACUAAAGCUAUACAAUUUCCAUUUUGUUUAACAGAAUCUGCCAAAAAUUGUAAACUUACACCCUGUAACUUAAAAUGUUGUGUAUAUAUAAUAGUUUAUUUUAUGUACAGGUAUAUGAACAAUGUUUUGGCUGCAAUAAAAAUAAUUUUAA
This is a messenger RNA of Dryobates pubescens (Downy woodpecker), 1796 nucleotides long. RefSeq names its product poly(A) binding protein interacting protein 1 (gene PAIP1). Lineage: Eukaryota; Metazoa; Chordata; Aves; Piciformes; Picidae. Gene Ontology annotation, molecular function: translation activator activity; RNA binding; protein binding. The transcript has 11 exons. The coding region runs from base 421 to 1539 and encodes 372 amino acids. The record is from RefSeq and is a predicted model, not a curated record. Gene Ontology annotation, biological process: regulation of translational initiation.